AUGGUCACACCCUCAAUCCGCGUGGCCCCCUCGGCCGCCAACAGAGCCCUCAACCUCCUGCGCACCGUCCAAUAUACGCAUCCUCCCUCGUGUCCCUGCCAUUCGAACCCCAAUCACCACCAUCAUCAUCGCUCCCCGACCCUCGCCGACCAUGUUCGUCGUCACAUGGCCACUCCCGUCGACCCCUCGCGCCAGAAGGAAUACGCCUUCGAGAUGGCCGCCUCCAGUAUCCGGUUCGGCCCGGGCGCGACGAAGGAGGUGGGGAUGGAUUUCGCCAACAUGAAGGCCAAGCGCGUCUGCGUGGUCACAGACAGCAAUGUGGUGAAAUUGGACGCGAUGAAACAGGCCGUAGAGGGUCUGUCGCAUGAGGGCAUCGAAUUCACCGUCUUCGAUAAGGUUCGCAUUGAGCCGAAGGAUUACUCGAUCAAGGAGGCAAUUGAAUUCGCCAAGCCGUAUAAUCCGGAUGCUUUUCUUGCUGUCGGUGGUGGAUCGGUCAUUGAUACCGCCAAACUGAUGAACCUUUACACCGUCUUCCCCGAGGCCGACUUUCUUGAUUUUGUGAACGCUCCCUUGGGUAAAGGUCUACCGGUGAAUCGACCCUUGAAGCCUCUCGUAGCCGUGCCGACCACCGCGGGUACCGGCUCAGAAACGACGGGAACCGCCAUCUUCGACCUCGUAUCCAAAAAGGCCAAGACCGGCAUUGCGCAUCGGAAUCUGAAACCCACGCUGGGCAUUUGCGACCCCCUCAACACGCGCACCAUGCCCUCCGCCGUGAAGGCGGCCUCGGGUCUCGACGUACUCUGCCACUCACUGGAGUCGUGGACGGCCAUCCCGUAUAACGAGCGCACGCCGCGUCCGACGAACCCGAUCAAUCGUCCAGCCUACCAGGGCGCCAACCCCAUCUCGGAUAUUUUCUCCUUGCAGGCGCUUCGGAGCACCGUCGAGUACCUCCCCCGGGCCGUGCGGGAUCCCGACGAUAUGGAGGCGCAGUCGCAGAUGCUGUUGGCCGCGACGCUGGCCGGCGUGGGAUUCGGCAACGCGGGCGUUCACCUUUGCCACGGCAUGAGCUAUCCGAUUUCCAGCCAGAACCCGGGAUACCAGCACGCGGGCUACCAGGUUGACCAGCCCAUCAUCCCGCACGGCGUGUCCGUCGCCGUGACGGCGCCCGCCGUCUUCCGAUUCACGGCAGCGUCCAACCCGGACCGGCAUCUGGCCGCCGCCGAGGCGUUCGGCGUCGACAUCUCGAAUGUCAAGCGCGAGAGCGCGGGCGAGGUGCUGGGGGAGGCGCUGGCCGAUUUCCUGGCCAAGCUGGGCGACCAGCCGCGCGGGUUGAAGGAUCUGGGAUUCAAGCCGUCGGACGUGGAGUCGCUGGUGGAGGGAACGCUUCCGCAGAAGCGGGUGCUGAUGCUUGCCCCUAAUCUUAACGAGGAGCUGGAAGCCGAGAAGGGAGAACUGAGGAAGUUGCUGGAGGAAUCGAUGUCGCAUUAA
This is a messenger RNA of Aspergillus affinis, 1488 nucleotides long. Its product is annotated as hydroxyacid-oxoacid transhydrogenase. Gene Ontology annotation, molecular function: metal ion binding; alcohol dehydrogenase (NAD+) activity. The transcript is spliced from 3 exons. Bases 1 to 1488 code for a protein of 495 amino acids. NCBI's taxonomy places the organism in Eukaryota, Fungi, Ascomycota, Eurotiomycetes, Eurotiales, Aspergillaceae. The record is from RefSeq and is a predicted model, not a curated record. Gene Ontology annotation, cellular component: mitochondrion.